CAUCACUAAAUACAUGCUAAUCGUCACUUCCUAACGCUUUCUAACCGUUUUCUAAAAUCAUAAAUAGUACACACUAUACACGGGACGGUAUCACGUGACAUCGUUAAGAGUGAGAGGAGAAAGAGAUCGAUUGAAAGCCUGUCCUCACUUGCUCAUGGGAUUUAUUGAUGAUGAAUUGCAAGAAGUAUCACAGCUCUGCCAUAAUGUCGUUGACGGAAGCCGCCUCGUCUCUUGUGUACCGAGCAUGGUCCGCGUCGAAAUAACAAAAACACCGUUUAAACAACUCGUUGUGUGCAUCCAAUUCCAAAAGGAUUAUCCUGCAUCGCCGUUGUUUGUUGAGUUAAAGAGUAAAACUCUGUCUGCGAAGCUGCUCGAUGGACUAACAGAAGUCUGCGAAAAAGAGUGCAAGCGUUUGUUGAAUAAAGCGCAGAUAUUGCCAAUUUUAAAAUUCAUCAGGAAUUUCAUUGAAGAGAAUCCUCUCAUCUGCUGCUAUGAGGAAAUAUCAAUAUUGAAAAAACUUUUAGGGGAUAAGGACGAGUUCAAGUUAAAGCAAAAGAAUUCUUCCAUCAAUCUAACACUGCAUCAAGAUUUGUAUCAUUUUAAGACCAAGCUUGAAGUGCCAGAUAAUUAUCCUACCAAUUGUGUUAUUUACAGUGAUGUUGAUACGAAUUUCCCACCACUGUUCAAUCGCUAUCUAGUUGGACAAGGAAGGGAAUUAGCAAGGAAAUGUGUCGAGCCACCACUGAGGAAACAACAAAACCCGUUUACACCAUCACCGUCAUUAAACACAGUUGUUUCCUUUCUCAUAAAGAGUGUGAAAGCUUUUCCGCAAGAAUCCUGUCAACACUGCAAAGUAAAGUGCUUGCCAACAGAUCCCAAAGAGAUUGUAAUCGACGAAAAUGCGGAUUUCCACGCCGAAAGACUUUAUUGUGGUCAUCUCUUCCACUUAAAAUGUCUCGUGACAUACAUGAAGACUCCGCCAUUCCAUGGGGGUAAGAAAUGUCCAAGUUGCGGUCAACGCGUUUAUCAUGACAAAUGGGGGUUAUCUGAUAGAUUAGCAGAAGCCCGUUGGGCUCAUCAAGAGGCACGAAUGAGAGAAUUGGCGGAAGUUGAAGAUUUUUUCAACUAAUAUACUCGCAUCUUGCAGACAUGUGAAAUAUGAGUUUCACGAUAAAACUUAAUGGAAGAAGGGUGUAAUUUUUUUCAAAAUUAUACAUCGCGAUUGCUUCCUUAAAAAUCGUAAUGAACGCGAUCAUCGCAUCACGACUUUUAUGUGUAUAUAUUAUACAUUUGUUCAACUGUUUUUGUCACAUUAAAAAUCUUUGAUAGUUCAGUAUCCCGAUUCUGUAGUUUCAGUAAAGUUGUAUUACCAUUAUCGCGCAAAUAUUAUACAUGGAAAAACAUGCACAGCAACAACAUAACGAUACCGAACUGUCAUUACAUUAAUUACAGAAUUAUGGUAUUUACAGAAUCGGAGUAUAGAGCAUAGCUGAUGAAAUAAUAAAAAAUAUCAAUUAAAAUGCAGAAUCAGAGUGUAGAGCACAGCUGAUCAAAUAAUAAAAAAUAUCAAUUAAAACGCAGCAAAUACGAAAACAUUUGUUUUUCAAUAAUGUAAUACCAUUAAAAAUCUAUAAAUAAA
Trachymyrmex cornetzi is the source of this 1639-nucleotide messenger RNA. RefSeq lists its product as uncharacterized. Gene Ontology annotation, molecular function: protein binding. The record is from RefSeq and is a predicted model, not a curated record. The transcript is spliced from 8 exons. Bases 155 to 1129 code for a protein of 324 amino acids. Lineage: Eukaryota; Metazoa; Arthropoda; Insecta; Hymenoptera; Formicidae.